AUGCCUAGCCAGACCGAACAACCAGCCUUCCAGUCGUCCUCGUCGUCUUCGUCCUUACUUUCUUCGUCCACUUCCAGAUCAACGGCGCUAUAUUCGGGUGAUCGGGAUACCCAGCCUACCAAUUCAUCAUCAUGCGACGUCCUUCUAUCCUUACACCCUCAGCCUGUUGACGCGUUGUCUCUACAGCCUUUUUCUCUUGCGAAUCGUGAAGACAUGGCGCGGGAAGGUGAACAGCAAGCCGAUAUGGACCUGGGUGCUGACUCUUCGGAGCAGCGUCUGGAGUUGGAGCCGCGCGAUCACUCCGCAGUGCUUGGGGGGAAUCCUGUCACCGACGAGACUUUGUCGGCGUUCAUGGCUGUACCUCGGUAUCCGAAUGUCGUCAACAACGAUCCAUUUGUUCCCGUAUCGGAAGUUGUCAAUGCGGUGAUAGAACAUGGGGAUUUUUUUCGCCCUCACAACACGCCCACCCACGAGGCAGGACGGAAUUUCUCUCCGCCGGUGGAGCUGUACAUGUCGGAUUCGGAAAUGACAGAUACUUUAUCGGAGUUGGGAGGGGUUUCGCUAAUCGCAUACCCGCCCGAGCACGUCGGGAUGGCGGAACUUGUGAAUCAGUUCGUCGAGGACGCGCCGAAUCCCUACCCGGCCAUCUCUGAUGGGACGGAAGAAGAUAGUGUGACGGAAUUGGCUAUGGAGGAUGAGCUGGACGCACCUAGAAGCCAGUCCGCGUUGUCGACGGCAUUAGACGACGACCUGGAUGAUACGCGCAAAUUUUACGGCGAUCAUGGCGACAGCGAAUAUGACGACACUUUCCACCCUCCCCCCCAUUACGAUAACCUUGCCGAUCUGUCCGAUGUUGACUUCGGUGACUUUUACCGUGGUUUCAACCAGGGCUAUGGUCCAGAAUUGUCGGGGUUUGAACCUGCUAGCCAUGAGGACUACAACAACUUUCUGGACGGGGAGGAAGCAGCCGAAGACCUUGUAGGAGAUACUCACUUUCCUGAUUCUCUCCUGCACGGAACUACUCAGGAAAGAAACUUCAAUAUCGAUCAGUUCAUCUCGCAGUGGCUCUUCCAGUCUUCGACGGCUUCCAUCCCAAUCCUCUCGAUCGUGCCACCAGUGUUUCCGCAAAACCCAAUGUCUAAUAUCAUUCGCUGGAGCCCGCCUGCCCAAAUCAUACGGCCCAGUGGGUACACAAGAGAUUUUUUCGAUCUCCAGCAGAUUCCCUGGUGGGAGAAGCUACGAGUCAAGCGUGCCGAUGCGCGCCAUUUACGAGACCAGUGGUAUACCUCGUACCACAACCUCCAAUACACGCGCUCUCGCUCAGGGGUCAGGCUGUCGGAGGAAGAGUUUUACUUCCAAGGCAAAGCUAUGUACACGGAGCACAGGGCCAAAAUCGAGCACUUUCAGCUGCGCAAUGUGAUGUCCGUUCCUGCAUAUAAUACGGUGCAUUUUUCCCACGAGUCCAAGGUGUAUUCAUGGGCUCCGGCAUAUGGGGAUUUGAAAUGUUUAAUAGAUUUGUCCAUGCCCGUGGUGGAGACUGGAUUCCAGGGACCAGUGAAGAUAUCCACCAUGAAAACAGCUCAGGGGAUGACCAUUGCGGGUGGGUUCUUUGGAGAGUAUGGCAUGCGGGCCGCUGGCACUGAAGGGAAAGGAAUUGAGGGGUUCGUGACGAAGGAUCGCAAUGGCAUCACCAACCAUAUUGAUAUCAUUGCAAGUCGGACAAAUCGCUCACCGGUUGGGGUCUUCGCCUCGAACGACUGCCAUAUCCGGGUAUUAGACUGUGAAACCAACACGUUUCUGGCUGACCAUGAGCUUUCUCACGCCGUCAACUGCACCUCAACGUCUCCUGAUGGCCGUCUCCGUGUGGUGAUCGGGGACUCUGCGGAUGCUUGGGUGGUGGAGGCAGAUACCGGACGGCCCGUGCAUCCACUUCGCGGCCACCGGGAUUUUGGAUUUGCCUGUGCCUGGUCCCCGGACAUGCGACAGAUCGCCACGAGUAACCAGGACAAGACGGCAAUGAUCUGGGAUGCGCGCACGUGGAAGAUGCUCGAAAAGAUCGAAUCCGACGUGGCCGGAUAUCGAUCUCUGCGGUUCUCGCCGGUCGGUGGAGGGCCACGAACCCUGAUGCUGUGCGAGCCCGCUGAUCGAGUUGUGCUGGUGAACGCGCAGACGUAUCAAACGCGCCAGGUGCAUGACUUUUUCGGCGAAAUCGGAGGCGCAGACUACUCCCCAGAUGGCAGUACGAUCUGGAUCGCCAACACCGACGAGCACUUUGGAGGAUUCAUGGAAUACGACCGACGGCAGUGGGGGCAGCGGUAUGGCCUACAUCACCCGCCCAACGAGUGGGUGAAGGAGUCGGAGCUUGACGAGGACGAGCGAUGUUUGCUGAGCGAACGAGAGCGACAGAUGAGGUUCUGGUGGAAUUUAAGCGAGGAGGAGCAUGAGGGGCUGUUGCUUUAA
This is a messenger RNA of Aspergillus ochraceoroseus IBT 24754, 2460 nucleotides long. RefSeq names its product WD40 repeat domain-containing protein. Gene Ontology annotation, molecular function: protein binding. The transcript is spliced from 2 exons. NCBI's taxonomy places the organism in Eukaryota, Fungi, Ascomycota, Eurotiomycetes, Eurotiales, Aspergillaceae. The coding region runs from base 1 to 2460 and encodes 819 amino acids. The record is from RefSeq and is a predicted model, not a curated record.